Messenger RNA from Neocloeon triangulifer, 2317 nucleotides. RefSeq lists its product as uncharacterized. The coding region runs from base 106 to 1149 and encodes 347 amino acids. The transcript is spliced from 5 exons. NCBI's taxonomy places the organism in Eukaryota, Metazoa, Arthropoda, Insecta, Ephemeroptera, Baetidae. The record is from RefSeq and is a predicted model, not a curated record.
AGAAAGGAAAAACACUCCCGGAAGUUCCGCAUGCAUAGCUUUACGUGAUAAUGAUUGGGUGUUACAAGUAAAAUGUAAAACUCGUAUAAACUGCCAGAACGAAAAAUGAUCGCCGCAACGCAAAAUUUGUUCACGCUGUUAUUAAUUUUGGAGACACUUUAUUUUUCAGCAUCUGGUUAUAAUCGGACGAAAUUGCCCCUCUGUCCUUUGGUUGAGGAUAAUUGCUAUUUGCAACCCAGUAUAUUGUGCUUUUGCAAAUCGACCGGAAAGGACACAUUAUUAGAACGCAACGCACGCACUGGCUUUUUGAAUCUGUACGACAGCACUAAUGGUGCGCUAAUUUGCCCCCGGAAAAAAAGAGACGAGUGUUCAAAAAGAUGCAACCUUAGAGGUAAAUGCUUGUCCAAGUUCAGGAAGGAUACCUGCGCUUCUAUUUUAGGAAUCACAAUCAUUGGAGAACCGAUCAGUCCUAAUGUUGCAAAUUAUUUAGGUGCAGGUUUGCGUCCAGACGUGUGUCCAACUGACCUGACCAAGUGCCACCAUUGUGGCUCUACAUUGCCGUGCUAUUGCCCGACCCUUCAGAAGAACAUCAGCAUCAGAUGCAGUUACCUUGGCUUCCUUGACCUAUUCGACCCCAAUAGCGGCCUUCCUUAUUGCAUGACAAGCAACGUAACAACAGAUUGCUCUAAAAUUUGGUUCAGCAAAAUAGCUUGGUGCCAAGAUCUGUUCUUUGAUUCCCAUUUGUUUACACCUCUUAAUAAUGGUGUCGCAAAUUCAACACCCUGGACAAUCCUUUCCACCAGCAACAACAAUGUUAAUAUAGCUGAAAAUCCAGUAUCUGACAGUGUCACAGAGGAGCAUCCUAUUGAUAAAGGCAACAUGAUGAUUUACAUUGGAGCCGCAAUUGGGAUUCUAGUCACAGGGGCCGCUGUUUCUGUUGCCUAUUUUAUGUGGCGGAAACGGAAAAGAUCAGCAGAAAAUGAACAAACUAUGGAGGAGGAAAACGAAAUGUAUGGUGUGUUUCCUGGAAGAAACAUGACGGCACCGAUAAUCAAUGUCACAAGUACGAAGGAACAAGAGAGGGUGACACAGCCUAUCAUUAAUAAUGAGUUUGAGGAGGAGAACGAACUCUAUGGCACUUUCAACUAGCCAAACUGUAGUCAAAUUUACAAAAUUAGAAUAUAGGCAAAUUUAUUAAACAAUUAAGUCAAAUUUGAACCACUUUACAGGAGAAGAAAUACAAAACAUAAAUCAUUUAUUAAUUUUUUGAAUAAGACCAAAAAAUUUAAUGAUAUAUAACUUAUUAUUUACUACGUUCAAACGAUUUUGCUUUGUAAAAAAGUAUAUUAUCUUCAAAUUAAAUGAAAGUAAAAUUUUGAGUUCAAUAACGCUUUAUAAUUAAGGAUUAUAAGAUCUCGUUAUAUUUCUAAUAUGGAUUUUAAAUAUUGUUAGCUUAAUUAUUUUAUACGGUCGGUUUUUUAUUAUUUAUUCUUCAGGUCCAGUGUUUGGGAAGCAUAUAAGCAAAAUUAAAAAAUAUACAAUGUUUAUAAUUCAAUAUUUUUUGUCCCGGGUUUUUAACAUUUCUUUGUGUAAAAAUAUUAUUAUUAUUAUUAUUGAAUCCGUGUGAAUUAAUCAAUAAGUUUGUAAAUUUAAGGUAAAAAUUCUUAUUACACGAUAAUGAAAUUAUAUAGAUCACUAUUUUAGCUUUGUGCAAUUGAGGAAAUAAUUAUUUUUCCGUUUUUUUUUUUUUGUAAGUUAGUGCACACUGACUCAGCUCGCACCUUGGCUGUGUCUCAAAUUUGAUUGCGUGCCUUCUACUCUCUUCAAAGAAUGACACAAGGGUGGCGAGCCCUAAUUAAUCCGCGGCAAAUUUCACCCGUCGCCAUUGUUUGCACAGAAAACGCAGCAGAGAGUGCGUGAAAAAGAGAAGUGCUUCAAGGUGUACAGUGCGCGAUAUAGGCGAGAGAUGAUGAUGAUGGUGAUGAAGCUUUAGCAAAGUGUUGCUGCCGCUGCGGCGGAGUGAGCUCCAUAUUUCAUGCUCACGGUGUGCGUGUUGAAACGAACUUUUACCUCUAUAAAUCCCACAACCCUCUCUUACUACAUCAUUUACUGCCCAUGGCAGGAUGGAUUUGAGGGAGAUCGGCCUAGCGAGAAAAACGGAUGCACCAAAGUCUUCAAUAUUUAAAUAAUUGUAAAACCAAAUAUCUGUUAACUUUAAAAAUAUCUUCCAUUUAAAAAAAUUGGAGCAAAUUUUGUUUUGGAAUUUAUUAAAUUUCUUUGUUGUAUCUUAAUAAAUAAAAUUUUUUAUGUAAUAACA